Messenger RNA from Pistacia vera, 1074 nucleotides. RefSeq names its product DNA repair protein RAD51 homolog 3. The record is from RefSeq and is a predicted model, not a curated record. Gene Ontology annotation, biological process: DNA repair; reciprocal meiotic recombination; meiotic DNA recombinase assembly. NCBI's taxonomy places the organism in Eukaryota, Viridiplantae, Streptophyta, Magnoliopsida, Sapindales, Anacardiaceae. Bases 30 to 1073 code for a protein of 347 amino acids. Gene Ontology annotation, molecular function: ATP-dependent DNA damage sensor activity; four-way junction DNA binding; crossover junction DNA endonuclease activity. The transcript has 9 exons. Gene Ontology annotation, cellular component: replication fork; Rad51B-Rad51C-Rad51D-XRCC2 complex; Rad51C-XRCC3 complex.
ACAAAGAAAGGCAGUGAGCGCGCAGAGAGAUGGAGGUGUCGAGCCUACCAAUCUCAGCAUCACAGAGAGGAAAGUUAAUAUCUGCUGGCUACACCUCUCUUUCUUCACUUUCUUCCGUAUCUUCGUCUGAUCUUGCUUGUGAUUUAAAAAUUUCAGAGAGCGAAGCCGUUGAAAUUAUUAAGGUUGCAUCAAAGGCUAGUAGAUUGAGUUGGUCAGAUAAUGGAACUAAUUCAAUUAUCAGUGGUGCACAUAACGCCUGGGAUAUGCUCCACGAGGAAGAGUCAAUGACACGAAUUACUACAUCUUGUGCCGAUCUAGAUAACAUAUUGGGUGGUGGAAUAAAUUGUAAAGAAGUUACUGAAAUUGGUGGAGUACCAGGCAUUGGUAAAACACAGCUGGGGAUUCAACUUGCAGUCAAUGUUCAAAUACCGCUUGAAUUUGGUGGCCUUGGAGGGAAGGCAAUAUAUAUAGAUACAGAAGGUAGCUUUAUGGUUGAGCGUGCUUUACAAAUUGCUGAGGCAUGCGUAGAGGACAUGUCUGAAUAUAAUCGAUUUUUACGAAAUGAUUUUCAAGCUUGCCAAGUUAAAAUGCAGCCCACAGAUAUUCUAGAAAAUAUAUUCUAUUUCCGUGUCUGCAGCUAUACAGAGCAAAUUGCCCUUAUAAAUUACCUGGACAAGUUCAUGUCAGAGCAUAAAGAUGUUAAGAUUGUUAUUAUUGAUAGUAUUACAUUCCAUUUCCGCCAAGAUUUUGACGACAUGGCCCUCAGAACUCGUGUACUUAGUGGACUAGCAUUGAAGUUGAUGAAGCUUGCAAAAGACUUCAGUUUGGCAGUUGUCUUACUGAACCAGGUGACCACUAAGUACACAGAAGGUUCCUUUCAGCUAACUCUCGCACUAGGUGAUAGCUGGUCACAUUCUUGCACAAAUCGGGUCAUUCUGUACUGGAAUGGAAAUGAACGUUAUGCAUACAUUGACAAAUCACCCUCUCUUCGUUCUGCAUCUGCAUCAUAUUCCGUGACUCAUAGAGGGAUCCGGAACUCUACUUCAAAUGUUAAAAGGGUCAAAAUGAUGUAAG